Molecule: messenger RNA, 1125 nt
Organism: Acaulospora morrowiae
Lineage: Eukaryota; Fungi; Glomeromycota; Glomeromycetes; Diversisporales; Acaulosporaceae
Source: the annotation of a GenBank genome assembly
AUGUUAUCGAAUUUACAUUUAUCUCGAUUGAUCCGUUCUCUAUCAACAACACCGACAAGAUCCUUACACUAUUCACCACAUUUUGUCAACUCAUUGAAAUACAAAAAAUACAAGGCUCCAAAGGAUCCCUCAAAACUUCCAGAGGUACCAGAGACUUUUGCUAAAUAUGAAAAAUUAGCCAGUAAAGAGUCAACAUGGACCUUUGUCACUUCACCCACGCGGGUUAACACUUCGAUAAUUCAACGCAAAGGAUCUUUGCUAUCAAGGCGACAUCCGCGUCUCAAGCCAAAGAAUCUACCUGACAAAUGGGCGUUGCAGUUGAACCGAAAAUUACCGUGGACCGAAAAAUCUAUUAGAAUAGGUGUUAUUGCUAAAAAAAAAGGUAUGAUGGCGUUAUGGGACGAAUGGGGUGUAAGACAGCCUUGUACAGUUUUACAGUUGGAAAAUGUUCAAGUAGUACAAAUCAAGGAAAAUGCCAAAUUUGUUAGUCCAGAUUUAGUAUCUGUUCAAGUUGGUUGUACAGAUAAGAAAAAAAAUGUACCGAGGCCUCAGCUAGGCCAUUUCAAAUCCGCCGGUGUACCUCCAAAAUGGAAAUUAAUGGAAUUCCAUGUAACUCCUGAUGCUGUUCUUCCCGUUGGUACUGAAAUUAGAGCGGCCCAUUUCGUUCCGGGACAAUAUGUUGACUUACAGGCACCAACGCUUGGAAAAGGUUUCGCUGGUGUAAUGAAACGAUGGGGUUUCAAAGGGUUGCCCGCAUCGCAUGGUACCUCCCUUGCUCAUCGAUCGGCCGGUUCCACGGGUCAAAACCAGUCUCCAGGUAGAGUCUUCAAGGGUAAAAAGAUGGCGGGCAGAAUGGGAGGAAAAAAUUGCACCGUGGUUAAUGCCAAGGUUCUAAAAAUAGAUAAUGUCCUGAAUUUGAUCUACGUCAAAGGACCAGUUCCAGGGUAUGACGAUCAAUUUGUUAGGAUUAGGGAUUCUGUGAAUAAGAAAGGGGCUGCAUGUUUUCCAUCUGACUGCAUUCCACCACCCUUUCCUACUAUUGAUCCAAGUGUAGAAAAAUUCAUGCCUAGAGAAUUGGUAACAAAAACUGGUGGUACCGAUCCUUUCGCUUUAAAGGAAUCUUGA